AUGGCAGAAGACAAAGAAAUCGGCCAGCUUUCAGCUGUUGAGAACGUCACGGAGCUACACGAGUUCAAGAAUGCAGAAGGCUAUGUCAUCGAUGCCACCGACCCGGAGCACGCCAAUCUGAAACGAGCCCGCGAUGGCCAUACGAUCCUCCUCCCUCAGCCCUCCGGCGAUCCCAACGACCCUCUCAACUGGAGCCGCUUCAAGAAGCACAUCAUCUUGAUCAUCAUCUCCAUGACAGCAUUCCUACCAGAUUAUGGCAGCGCGACGGGAGCAGUCACGUUGCUUCCACAAGCUGCAAUCUGGAACAUGACGCCCGACCACGUCAAUCAUUCUCAAGUCGGCAAUGUCUUCAUGUUGGGUGCUGGAGGUGUUGUUGUCGUGGCGCUGUCGGCCUACUUCGGCCGUCUUCCUGUGCUAUUCUAUUUUAUGGUCCUUGCCACCGCGACUGCAAUAUGGUGUGCCGCUGCAAAGUCAUUCGAGUCGUUCAUGGCUGCUCGAAUCCUCAAUGGUUUCUUCAGUACUGUUUCUCAAGGCGGCGGUCUCAUGUUUAUAUAUGAUAUGUUCUUUUUCCACGAAAGAGCGAGGAAGAUCAAUAUCUGGGCUGCGUUUAUUAUUCUGUCCCCAUAUUUCGGUCCAUUGUUUGCAGCGUUCAUCAUCAGCACUCAGCCCUGGCAAGUCCCUUUCUGGGUAUACGUUGCAGAGACCUCCCUCUGCCUUGUCCUCAUCAUCUUGUUUGUUGAGGAGACUUACUACGACCGCCGAAUCCCCCAGGAUUCCCAGCCACCUCGAGGUAGCCAUAUUUCGCGACUUCUGGGCAUUUCGCAAUGGAAAUCCCGCCACCUGCGCAACUCUCUGUCUCAAGCACUCAUGCGACCGGUCAAGGUCAUCUUGAAGCCCACCGUCUUCAUCUCGUGCUUCUACUACAUGCUCACCUUCGCCUGGGUUGUCGGAAUCAAUACCACCCUCUCCAUCUUCCUCACGCCGCUCUACAACUUCGGCCCCAAACAGAUCGGAUACUUCUACUUCACGCCCAUUGUCGCCGCGUUGGUGGGCGAGGUCACCGGCCACUGGCUCCACGACUACAUCGCGACAAGCUACAUCCACAAGCAUGCCGGCCACUUCGAGCCCGAGGUCCGGCUGCGAGCCAUGUGGGUGUCCACCCCGUUCAUGCUGGCCGGCCUCGUGGGUCUAGGCUUCGCCCUCGAAGACGGCUACCACUACAUGGUGACGUCCGUCUUCUGGGGCCUCUACGUCUUCGGCAUCAUGGUCACCACCGUCGGCCUGAACGCCUACAAUCUGGACAGCUACCCCGAAGCGUCCGGCGAGACGGCCUCGUGGCUCAACUUCUGUCGCACCACCGGCGGCUUCAUCAUCAGCUAUUUCCAGGUGACGUGGGCCAACGCUCAGGGCACAAAGGUCAGCUUCGGCAUCCAGGCCGCCAUCUGCGCCUUUGCCUUUUGCCUGAUCGUGUUUUUGCAGUUCUUUGGUAAGAGGUUGAGAGUCAUGGCAGGCGGUCUCAACUUUGUGACGUCUUGA
Messenger RNA from Fonsecaea nubica, 1536 nucleotides. RefSeq lists its product as hypothetical. Gene Ontology annotation, biological process: transmembrane transport. Gene Ontology annotation, molecular function: transmembrane transporter activity. The transcript has 3 exons. The record is from RefSeq and is a predicted model, not a curated record. The coding region runs from base 1 to 1536 and encodes 511 amino acids. NCBI's taxonomy places the organism in Eukaryota, Fungi, Ascomycota, Eurotiomycetes, Chaetothyriales, Herpotrichiellaceae.